This is a messenger RNA of Solanum dulcamara, 2044 nucleotides long. RefSeq names its product pectin acetylesterase 9. The transcript has 12 exons. Bases 469 to 1662 code for a protein of 397 amino acids. Gene Ontology annotation, molecular function: hydrolase activity. Lineage: Eukaryota; Viridiplantae; Streptophyta; Magnoliopsida; Solanales; Solanaceae. The record is from RefSeq and is a predicted model, not a curated record.
AACGAUACCUUAAUUUAUUUGCAACUUUUUGUAUCCCAUUGGCACCAAACGACCCCUCAAAACCAUAAAUGAGACAUUCCCAUUUUCGUUCCCUCCCUCGGGAAUCCCCCUUCAUAAACUACAACUCUUGUACUUGUUGAACCUUCAAGUCCUCACUGCUCUCCCUAAGUUGGUGCUACUCCAUUCACUUCCUUUCUCCUUUUCUUCUCCCUUUGAAUUGCUAUUUUCAUCCGUUUCUGCAAUUUCUGGUUCGGAAGCAGAGCACACUCUUCGUGAUUUCUUUUCGUUUCGUUUCUCUUUUCUCAUUUGUCUACUCCCUAUUUUAUUCUUCACUCAAACAAUGAGUAUCUUAUUCCUCCAUUCAUCUUAAACUUAAACAGUCAAUUUUCUGAUAAUACCCAAAAUUAGUUUCUCGGUGGAUUACUUUCACAUUUUGCAUUCUUAUUGUGGAAUAUUCGUUGAGUAAAAAUGAAUGUAAAUUCAAUUGUUCUGUUGAAAUUGGUUUUGCUUAUUUGCUGGCCAUGUCUGGUUUACUCGGAAGGAGAACAGGGUCGCCUACUGGUCAACAUGACUCUGGUCCAUAACGCUUCUGCUUUAGGAGCAUAUUGCUUGGAUGGAAGUUUGCCGGCGUAUCACCUGCACCGUGGAUUUGGAGCUGGAGUAAACAACUGGAUUUUGCAAUUUGAGGGUGGUGGGUGGUGCAAUGAUAUCAAAUCAUGCUUGGAUAGAUCUAAAUCUCAUCGUGGAUCAACUCGUUACAUGAACAAAUGGGAAAUAUUCUCCGGCAUCCUCAGCAACAAUGCCUCUUUUAAUCCUGAUUUCUACAACUGGAAUCGGGUGAAGAUCAGAUAUUGCGAUGGAGCCUCAUUUUCUGGUGAUGCUGAGUUCUAUAAUGGGACAUCAUUGCUUUAUUUCAGAGGGCAAAGAAUUUGGCAAGCUAUUAUUCUUGAUCUUCUCCCAAAAGGUCUUGAGCACGCGAAGAAGGCUUUGCUUUCUGGCUGCUCUGCUGGGGGUCUGGCGACCUUUUUGCAUUGUGACAAUUUCACCAGUUACCUACCAAAGAAUGCUAGUGUGAAGUGCUUGAGUGAUGCUGGAUUUUUUCUAGACGAGAGAGAUAUAACUCUGAACCACACUAUUAGAUCUUUCUAUGAGGAUCUUAUUUCCCUACAGGGGAUAGAACCAAAUCUCAAUCAAAAUUGCACUUCUACUCUCUACUACCCACACCUGUGCUUCUUCCCACAGUACGCAUUACCAUACAUCGAAACGCCAUUCUUCAUCUUAAAUUCAGCGUAUGACGUGUACCAAUUCCAUCACAUAUUGGUGCCGCCUUCUGCCGAUCCUCGGCGGCAUUGGGAUCAUUGCAAGCUCAAUGUUACUGCAUGCAAUGCAAGUCAACUAAAUAUUUUGCAAGGGUUCAGGAAAGAUAUGCUUGCAGCAUUGAGAGAUUUCUAUCAAUAUUCAAGAAGAGAUGGGAUGUACAUAAACUCUUGCUUUACUCAUUGUCAGAGUGAGACGCAAGAUACCUGGUUUGCAGUUGACUCUCCUCGAAUACAUAACAAGACAAUUGCACAGACAGUGGGUGAUUGGUACUUCAGUAGAAACGUCAGCAAGGAGAUUGAUUGUGCAUAUCCCUGUGAUACUACUUGCCAUAACAUGAUCUGACACAGGUACAAUGGUGUUGGUCAUACAUGCUGAUUUUCUAAUUAAAGGGUAAUUAGAACCCAGAAACUCAGCUAUACAAAACCAUAGUCAAUACUGGUUACAUGGUGCAGAUUGAUUCAUUUAGAAGUGGGAUGCAGUGAAGGAAUAGAUGUUCAUUUCAUAACAUCUUAUAAAAUAUAUAUUGCAGAGUGAAAAACAGCAUUCUUUUAUUUAGAGAGGUUCACAGAGAGCAACUGUAUACGUCGUUGUCUAGGAUAUGGUAUAGAUCCAUAAGUCCUCCAACUUUCAAUUUGAUAUGAUACGCAGAAUGUCGUAUUGCUAAAUUGAAAAUUUCAUGUUCAAAUAUUACACCAGAAUAAUAUAAUCAUCCUUGUUCUGUUAA